AUGGAGGCCAGACGAAGAACAGCGCUUUAUGUCUGCUCUGUGCUCUUCAUCCUAACAGACGUCAGCUCCGAGUUCAUCCACCUCCCUUCAUCCAUCCAUCACGGUAUUGAAGGGAAGUCUGUGCUCCUGUCCGUUGAGACUCUCUUCCCUCUGGAUGAUGUUGAGAUCCAGGGAACGUGGUCCCACACCAGGCCGAGUGGCAUCAGGACCACGCUGGUGACGUUUACCAAAGAGACCACAAUCACUGACAUGAUGUACCGCAACCACCUCCUCUUUAGAGAACCCAAUGUGUCUUUGCUAAUCCGGGAAUUGAACGAGGACGAUGAAGGGGAUUACCACCUGAACCUCAACAUAGCGUUUCAUAACAAGACAGGGCUGGUCAUCAAGGAGGAGAGAACUGUGCACGUUACAGUGGAUGUCCCUGUGUCCACUCCAGUCAUUGAGAAGAGCCCAUCAUAUCCGGUUGUCGAGUACAAGGCAAACGUAACUUGGACUUGUUCUGUGGAGAUAGGAACAAGAGUUGUGUUCCAGUGGCUACGGGACAACGUUGCACUAGGUCCGUGUGACAGAUACCACUUCUCCCAAGACAACUCCACAUUGUUAAUCAGUCCUGUGAGGAAAGAGGACAAGGGGACUUACUACUGUGUAGCCAGCAACGCUGUCAGCCAGGGGCGACACAGCAGGGCCAUGGAACUCAACGUCUAUUAUGGCCCUUACAACCUGGAGGUGAACUCAGGCCAGGGCUUGCGGACAGGAGAAGUGUUCACCAUUAACCCUGGAGAGCUGGUCUUCUUUGAAUGCCAGGCUGACUCCAACCCGCCCAACAGCUACGUCUGGAUCUCUAAGAGCCGCAACGCCACCCAGGUCAUCACUGAGGGCCCCCGGAUGGAGGUGCGCUCCUACAGACUGGCCCAGGCUGAAGAGUACCUUUGCCGGGCCUUCAACAACGUGACGCAGAAGCAGAACGAGGCCCAGUUUACUCUGGUGGUGGCCAGUUUAGGAACAGGAAAAGAAAAGCACAACCAAGCUGGGAGCUCUUUUUCAACUCUGGCAGCCAUAACCGUCUGCUCUUUGUUCGUUAUCGGCUGUAUGUUGCUGUUCUUCCUCAGGAUAAACUGCCAUCCUAAGAGAGUGCUUAUGAGCAUUUACAAAAGACCGCUUUCAGAGCAGAAACGACCACAUCGUUCAGGUCAUGAAGAUGCAACAGAAGACUUUGGCAUCUACGAGUUUGUCUCCAUACCUGGGAAAAUGGAAUCAGCACAGGCAUCAUGCAGAUCUCUGGCUCGCCUGGAGUCAGUUCAGGAUAUGCACACCACCAUCUACGAUGUGAUCAGACAUGUUCCUGAAACCCCCAGUCACAGUUUGCUGAUGUAAGCUGAAGAGUUGA
This is a messenger RNA of Anoplopoma fimbria (sablefish), 1387 nucleotides long. It is a transcript of the gene hepacam2, whose product is annotated as HEPACAM family member 2. The record is from RefSeq and is a predicted model, not a curated record. The transcript is spliced from 9 exons. Lineage: Eukaryota; Metazoa; Chordata; Actinopteri; Perciformes; Anoplopomatidae. The coding region runs from base 1 to 1374 and encodes 457 amino acids.